AUGGAGCCUCCGCCCGAGCCCCACACCAUCGCCGCCGCUCGCAGCGAACAAAGAAUAAUGGCGGCGGACUGGAGCCAGCGGCGGCCGGGGCGGCAGCGACUCUGCCUGCAGCCAGCGGCGGCGCUCAUGGCGGGGGGCGGCGGGGCGGCGGGGCGGCGGGCGGGGUGGGAGCCGGCGACCGGGGGUGUGUGCGGGCGGGCGGCCGGCCGCGGCGAGCUGGCGCCCGCGUUCCCGCCGCCGCCGGGCCGGGCGCGGAGCCGGGAGCCCGGAGCCGCCCCGGGGGAGGCCGCCCGCCGGCCCGGCCGGCUCUGCCCCCUGCGCCGCCUGCCCGGCCCCCGCCGACAGUCUCGCCCCCCGACCCGGCCCGCAGUCCGUCGGGGUAGCGCCGCCGGGGUGCCCGAGGGGGGUGGAGGAGGAAGAAGAAGGCGACAGUUGAGGGCAGAGGAGGUGAAGGUGCCUGCCUUCCCGGUAGCCUUCGUGUCUGCCAUGCCCGCCUAG
Rangifer tarandus platyrhynchus (Svalbard reindeer) is the source of this 498-nucleotide messenger RNA. The record is from the annotation of a GenBank genome assembly. NCBI's taxonomy places the organism in Eukaryota, Metazoa, Chordata, Mammalia, Artiodactyla, Cervidae.